Molecule: messenger RNA, 3464 nt
Organism: Tupaia belangeri chinensis (Chinese tree shrew)
Lineage: Eukaryota; Metazoa; Chordata; Mammalia; Scandentia; Tupaiidae
Gene: SLC39A6
Product: solute carrier family 39 member 6
Exons: 10
Coding region: 142-2382 (746 amino acids)
Biological process (GO): intracellular monoatomic cation homeostasis; zinc ion import across plasma membrane
Cellular component (GO): plasma membrane
Molecular function (GO): zinc ion transmembrane transporter activity; monoatomic cation:bicarbonate symporter activity
Source: RefSeq, a predicted model, not a curated record
CGCCGCUCGUCCGCGCCCGGUAGAGGUUUCUUGGAGAGACCAUCUCAGGCCCAUUCCGAGCCCUCCGGACAGCCCGCGGGGAACCGAACCAGCGCGCGUGGCCGGCCUGGGGGACUGCGAGGCCGCGUUGAGGACGGUGCAAUGGCAAGGAACUUACCUGUAAUCUUGAUCCUAACCUUCGCGCUUUCGAUCACAAAUCCCCUUCAUGAACUAGAAUCAACAGCCGCUUUCCCUCACACCACAGAGAAAAUUAAUGCAAAUUGGGAAUCUGGCAUUAAUGUUGAUUUGGCAGUUACCACACAGCAACAUCAUCUACAACAGCUUUUCUACCGCUAUGGGGAAAAUAAUUCCUUGUCAGUUGAAGGAUUCAGGAAAUUGCUUCAGAAUAUAGGCAUAGAUAAGAUGAAAAGAAUCCACAUACACCAUGACCACGAGCACCAUUCUGACCAUGAGCACCACUCUGACCAUGAGCACCACUCCGACCAUGAGCAUCACUCUGACCACGAUCGUCACUCUCACCGUAAUCAUGGUGCAUCCAAUAAAAAUAAUCGGAAAGUUCUUUGCCCAGACCAUGACUCUGACAGUUCAGGCAAAGAUUCUAGAAACAGCCAGGGCAAAGUAUCUCACCGACCAGAAAAUGCUGAUGGUAGAAGAAGUGUCAAGGAGAGUGUUAGUGAAGUGACCUCAACUAUGUAUAAUGCUGUCUCUGAAGGAACUCACUUUGUAGAGACAAUAGAGACUCCGAAACCUGGAAAACUCCUUCCCAAAGAUGUAAGCAGUUCCACUCCCCCCAGCAUCACAGAAAAGAGCCGAAUGACUAGUAGGAAAACAAAUGAAUCUGCGAGUGAGCCCAGAAAAGGCUUUAUGUAUUCCAGAAACACAAACGAAAAUACUCAUGAGUGUUUCAACGCAUCAAAGCUACUCACAUCUCAUGGCAUGGGUGUCCAGGUUCUGCUGAAUGCAAAAGAGUUCAGCUAUCUCUGCCCAGCUAUCAUCAACCAAAUCGAUGCCAGAUCUUGCCUGAUUCAUACAACGAGUGAAAAGAAAGCUGAAAUCCCUCCAAAGACCUAUUCUUUACAAAUAGCCUGGGUUGGUGGCUUUAUAGCCAUUUCCAUCAUCAGUUUCCUGUCUUUGCUGGGGGUUAUCUUAGUGCCUCUCAUGAAUCGGGUGUUUUUCAAAUUUCUCCUAAGUUUCCUUGUGGCAUUGGCUGUUGGGACUUUGAGUGGUGAUGCUUUUUUACACCUUCUUCCACAUUCUCAUGCAAGUCAUCACCAUAGUCAUAGCCAUGAAGAACCAGCAAUGGAAAUGAAAAGAGGACCACUUUUUAGUCAUCUGUCUUCUCAAAACAUAGAAGAAAGCACCUAUUUUGAUUCUACAUGGAAAGGUCUGACUGCUCUAGGAGGCUUGUAUUUCAUGUUUCUUGUUGAACAUGUACUGACCUUGAUCAAGCAAUUUAAAGAUAAGAAGAAAAAGAAUCAAAAAAAACCUGAAAAUGAUGAUGAUGUGGAGAUUAAGAAGCAGUUGUCCAAGUAUGAAUCUCAACUUUCAACCAAUGAGGAGAAAGUAGAUACAGAUGAUCGACCUGAAGGCUAUUUGAGAGCAGACUCACAAGAGCCGUCCCACUUUGAUUCUCAGCAGCCAGCAAUCUUAGAAGAAGAAGAGGUCAUGAUAGCUCAUGCUCACCCACAAGAAGUCUACAAUGAAUAUGUACCCAGAGGGUGCAAAAAUAAAUGCCAUUCGCAUUUCCAUGAUACACUUGGCCAGUCAGAUGAUCUCAUUCACCACCAUCACGACUACCAUCAUAUUCUCCAUCACCAUCACCACCAAAACCACCACCCCCAUAGUCACAGUCAGCGCUACUCUCGGGAAGAGUUGAAAGAUGCUGGCAUUGCCACGUUGGCCUGGAUGGUGAUAAUGGGUGAUGGCCUGCACAAUUUCAGCGAUGGCCUAGCAAUCGGUGCUGCUUUUACUGAAGGUUUGUCAAGUGGAUUAAGUACAUCUGUUGCUGUGUUUUGUCAUGAGUUGCCUCAUGAAUUAGGUGACUUUGCUGUUCUACUAAAGGCUGGCAUGACUGUUAAACAGGCUGUUCUUUAUAAUGCUUUGUCAGCUAUGCUAGCAUAUCUUGGAAUGGCAACAGGAAUUUUCAUCGGUCAUUAUGCUGAAAAUGUUUCUAUGUGGAUAUUUGCACUUACUGCUGGCUUAUUCAUGUAUGUUGCUUUGGUGGAUAUGGUACCUGAGAUGCUGCACAAUGAUGCUAGUGACCAUGGAUGCAGUCGCUGGGGAUAUUUCUUUUUACAAAAUGCUGGCAUACUUUUGGGUUUUGGAAUUAUGUUACUUAUUUCCAUAUUUGAACAUAAAAUUGUGUUUCGUAUAAACUUCUAAUUAGGGCAUAAAUACCAGAGUAGCUUUAAAAAAUGUGCUGUCUAUAGUUUGAUUAGGUCACAAGGAGAUGAGUUUGUAUGCUGAGAUGCAGCAUUUAAAGUUAGUGGAUUUUGUGAUUUUUGUAUUAAAUAUUGCCGUUAUGCGUAUAAAGUCAAUUACGGUGGUAACAUAAAGGUACGUUUUAAUAUUUUUAAGUUAUUCUAUUUUGAAAAUAUAAGCUAUAUGUGCAAUUGACCAAUAUUACCAGUUUAUUGUAUAAACAAGAGAUUUGGCAUGACGUGUUCUGUAUAUUUCAGGAAAAAUGCCUGUAGUGCUUUUUCUAGAACUAAUUUAAUGCAGUAAUUCCCAUGCCGGACUAUAGGGCUCUGAAAAACUGCUGGAAUUGAGUAAGAGUGUGCAUGAAGCCUAAGAUUCUAGUAAAGCUCGUACUGACUGUAAAUUGAGAAAUAAGGAGCAAAAGAGAAGAAUCAGAAUUAAGGAAGUGUAGAUUUCUUAUAAAAAUCACAAAAUUGGUUGUGAACUAGAGGGAAAGAAAUUUAGACUUAAGUAAAAAAAGGCAAAAUUAGUAUAGAGUGCAUAAAUGUUUUUGUCAGACUAUUCAUGUUCCUGUUAAAAACACAAUGAGCACUUUUCAUAUACUAAGUUAGCUGUACAUUUAACUUUGUAUAAUAGAGAAGUCUAAAUGUAUUUAACGAAUUUAAGCAGUCUGUCACUUGAUCAAGAGACGGGAAUCUGUACAUGUUUGUGUGGAGAUACAUCAGAUGAGUGUGCUCCGUUUAUGUAUCAUCAGACUUGGUUAUCACCAAGUUAUAUAUCACCAAACGUUAGGAUUCGAUAUUCUGGUUAUCUGACUUACCAAAUGUCAGAAUAUCAAGACUUUGAUAAACGUAAGGACAUUAAAACCAUGCUGGGUUUAAUGUGCCUUUUUGGAUUCAGAAAAGGAACUUUGGUAUCUUUCAGUGCUUCAAUGUUGUCAUAGUGCGCCAUUGUCAUUUUAUACGUAGUAUUGUAGACAUUCUAGGGCCCUUGUGCCAUUCUCUGUUGUUGCUUUUUUACAAAAUAAAUUCCUCAUACCAGUUGAA